Molecule: messenger RNA, 2641 nt
Organism: Eucalyptus grandis
Lineage: Eukaryota; Viridiplantae; Streptophyta; Magnoliopsida; Myrtales; Myrtaceae
Product: pentatricopeptide repeat-containing protein At5g38730
Exons: 2
Coding region: 62-1843 (593 amino acids)
Molecular function (GO): protein binding
Source: RefSeq, a predicted model, not a curated record
UGCUGCGGCCAGCGGUCUCUCUCUCUCUCACUUUCUCUCUCUGAUUCAUCUUCCUGCAGAAAUGGCGGGCUCAGUUUCUUUCAACUUGGAAACCCAUCAUCUCGCCCAAAGCAUUUGCGGGCUCAUAGUCAAAGGUCAAUGGAACUAUCCCUUCCACUCCAAGUUCUCUUCGGUCCUCACCUCCUCUGUCGUCCAUCAAGUCCUCCUUAACUUCUCCCUCCGCGGUCCCAAUCCUUCCCAUCUCCUGGCGUUCUUCAAGAACGUGGAGUCGAUGCCCAGGUACAAGCACUCCCUGCAGUCCUCGUGGACCAUGAUCCACAUCCUCACCAGGCACGGGCACUUCAAGAGCGCCCAGGACCUGCUCGAGAAAAUCGCUCUGAGAGACUUCUUGUCUUCCCCGUCGGUUUUGGGCGCUCUGGCGAGGGCCCACGAUGACCCGGAUGCGAAUUCGCAGGUUUUCAGCUGGCUGGUGAUAUUUUACGCGAAUUCCAGGAUGACCCAGGAUGCGGUCCAGGUGUUCGAGCACAUGAGGGUGUGCGGGCUUAAGCCGCAUUUGCCUGCCUGCACUGUGAUGCUGAGUUCUUUGGCGAAGGAAAGGUUGACUGAUAUGGUGUGGAAAUUAUACAAGAAAAUGGUUAGGCUCGGGGUCGUUCCGAAUAUUCAUAUAUAUAACGUGCUGAUUCAUGCUUGUUGCAAGUCUGCAGAUGCGGAGAAGGCGGAAAAUAUAUUGAUUGAGAUGGAGUCUAAAUGUGUCCAUCCUGACCUUUUCACGUUCAAUACGUUGAUAGCGUUGUACUGCAAGAAGGGCAUGCAUUAUGAAGCUCUGUGUGUUCAAGAUCGAAUGGAAAGAGGAGGAGUUAGUCCUGAUAUUGUAACCUAUAACUCUCUUAUAUAUGGACUUUGUAGGGAAGGCAGGAUGAGAGAGGCUGUAAGGCUUUUUAGGGAGAUCAAAGGCGUUACGCCUAAUCAUGUGACGUAUACCACCUUAAUUGAUGGGUAUUGCAGAAUAAAUGACCUUGAAGAGGCUUUAAGGUUGCGAGAGGUGAUGGUGGCCAAAGGUCUGUAUCACGGCGUUGCAACGUACAAUUCGAUCCUGCGUAAGUUAUGUGAAGAAGGUAGAAUGAGGGAUGCCAACAAGCUAUUGAAUGAGAUGAGCGAGCAGAAAGUAGAACCUGAUAAUAUUACGUGCAACACUUUGAUUAAUGCAUACUGCAAGAUAAGGGAUACGAGGUCUGCACUGAAAGUGAGGAAUAGGAUGCUCGAGGCUGGACUGAAGUUGGACCAAUUCACGUACAAGGCACUGAUUCAUGGUUUCUGCAAGGUUCAAGACAUGCAUAACGCAAAAGAUUUCCUCAUCAGCAUGCUUAAUGCUGGAUUUUCUCCCAGCUACUGCACUUAUUCCUGGCUCAUAGAUGGCUACUGCGACUUAAAUGAGGAAGAGGUUAUACUGGGCCUCCCAGAUGAACUUGCUAAGAAAGGUCUUUGUAUCGAUGUUUCUCUGUACAGGGCGCUAAUAAGGAGGUUCUGUAAAAGAGAGAGGAUUGAUUAUGCUGAAAGAGUCUUUUCAAUAAUGAAAGAGAAGGGUAUGUUGGGAGAUAGUGUCAUAUAUAGUAGUCUAGCCUAUGCCUACAUGAAAGCAGGGAACACCGCAGCCUCGUCGGCCAUGUUGGAUGACAUGUAUCAGAGGAGGUUAAUGAUAACUUUAAAAAUCUAUAGAAGCUUGAAUGCUUCCUGUGUCGGUGAUGAAAACAUCUUAAGGUUCUUUUGGAACGAGGUGGUCAACAGAGGCCUAAUGUCAAAAAGCAGUUUGAAGGAUAUUCAACAUCCCGAUUGGCAUUCAUGAAGGUGUUCAACAGAGGCCUAAUGUCAAAAAGCAGUUUGAAGGAUAUUCAACAUCCUGAUUGGCAUUCAUGAAGUAAGAGCAUUGACUCUUGGUAAGCUCAUUAUUUUUAGCUCCACAAUAUGAGUUACUCAACCCAUUAGUGAGUUGUUUAAUGAAGCUCCAAACCUCUAUAGAAAAGAAAAGGUCCAGUGCAGGUUUUCUGUGAGCUGUCAUUUUAGCUUUGAGGUUGCGUGAAUGCCACAGCCCAGUCAAGUGCGCAUUGCUGUCUCCUCAAGUUACUCGCCACAUACGAGCAGCACCAAUGAGUUGGACAUAGCUUGGGGCAUCAUCUUGACCCCCUAGGCACAGAUCACUGCCACGCUAAGGUUCCUCGGGAGUUUUCUAAAGCCACGAUGCUGGUGUCUUCGGGUCCUCUAUUUCACAAGCAACCAAAGAUAAGACCAAUGAGACAAGGACCAGUCCGGCAGCUAUCUCUUGGCAAUGGCCAGUGCUGCCGUGCAGUAGGCCUUGCAGGCAGCAAAGCGUAUGAAGAGAAUGGCUCGUGGUGCUCAGGAAACUAUGAAGCACGCUUGGAAUUGCUGCCAAUGCCAACUAGGAUGAUGUGAGAAUGUUAUAGCAAAUGAUCUGCAUAUAAAUACUAAGGGCUGUAUACGGUUGCUGCCAAGUCUGUCGUAUUUUACUUUGAAUGAGGUGUUUUUAGGUCCUAACAUGGAAGUUUAAAAUCAUCUCUGGUACUUGCCAGAGGCGACAUUCUACAUGUAUGCCUUAAUUGAUUUCAAAAGAAAUACGAUUCCUCCC